Molecule: messenger RNA, 7267 nt
Organism: Onychomys torridus (southern grasshopper mouse)
Lineage: Eukaryota; Metazoa; Chordata; Mammalia; Rodentia; Cricetidae
Gene: Anks1b
Product: ankyrin repeat and sterile alpha motif domain containing 1B
Exons: 27
Coding region: 73-3930 (1285 amino acids)
Cellular component (GO): cytosol
Molecular function (GO): protein binding
Source: RefSeq, a predicted model, not a curated record
UGGCUUUUGGAGAGUGGACCGGGAGGAGGACCGGAGCAGGGAAAGGACUCUGUAGGGGACUCGUGAGAGACUAUGGGGAAGGACCAGGAGCUGCUGGAAGCUGCUCGCACUGGCAAUGUGGCUCUGGUGGAGAAACUCCUAUCUGGCAGGAAAGGAGGGAUCCUGGGUGGUGGAUCCGGACCUCUGCCCCUGUCUAAUCUGCUAAGCAUCUGGCGAGGUCCCAAUGUGAACUGCACGGACAGUUCGGGUUACACCGCUUUACACCACGCGGCCUUAAAUGGACAUAAGGACAUAGUUCUCAAGCUACUUCAGUACGAGGCAUCCACAAAUGUGGCUGACAACAAAGGUUACUUUCCCAUUCAUCUGGCUGCCUGGAAAGGAGACGUGGAGAUUGUGAAGAUUCUCAUCCAUCAUGGACCGUCACAUUCCAGAGUCAAUGAACAGGUGCCCUCGUCGAAUAACAAUGAGAAUGAAACCGCCCUACACUGUGCAGCUCAGUACGGACACUCAGAAGUGGUUGCCGUUCUCCUAGAAGAGCUCACGGACCCUACGAUCAGGAACAGCAAGCUCGAAACACCGCUGGACUUGGCAGCACUCUACGGUCGGCUGCGAGUGGUGAAGAUGAUCAUCAGUGCGCACCCGAACCUCAUGAGCUGUAACACUCGGAAGCACACGCCGCUUCACCUCGCCGCCCGCAAUGGCCACAAGGCAGUCGUGCAGGUGCUGCUGGAGGCAGGAAUGGACGUGAGCUGUCAAACAGAAAAGGGGAGUGCUCUUCAUGAAGCGGCUUUGUUUGGGAAGGUGGAUGUGGUCCGAGUUCUGUUAGAAACAGGAAUUGAUGCCAACAUAAAGGACAGUUUAGGUAGAACUGUCUUAGACAUUCUGAAAGAGCAUCCGUCUCAGAAGUCUCUCCAGAUCGCCACGCUCUUGCAAGAAUAUCUAGAAGGUGUGGGAAGGCCGGAGGUCCUGGAGGAGCAUGCUCAGGAAGACACGGCCCAAGAGACACGCCUCCCGUCCCCUGCAGAGUCUCCUUCCCAAAAGACUAAAAGUGAAACCGUCACUGGGGAAUUAUCAAAACUCCUGGAUGAAAUAAAACUCUGCCAAGAAAAGGAUUAUUCCUUUGAAGAUCUGUGCCAUACAAUUUCAGACCACUACUUAGAUAACUUGAGCAAGAUUUCAGAGGAAGAACUUGGGAAAAAUGGAAGCCAGAGUGUAAGAACUUCAUCUACAAUAAAUUUGUCACCAGGAGAAGUGGAAGAAGAAGAGGAGGAUCUAAACACUUGUGGGCCCACGGGACUUUGGGAAGCAUUAACUCCUUGUAACGGAUGUAGGAACCUUGGCUUUCCCAUGCUUGCACAGGAGUCUUAUCCAAAGAAGAGGAAUUACACCAUGGAAAUCGUACCAUCUGCCUCUCUGGACACAUUUCCUUCAGAAAAUGAGAACUUUCUUUGUGAUCUCAUGGACACAGCUGUUACAAAGAAACCUUGCUCCCUAGAAAUCGCAAGGGCACCUUCUCCAAGAACUGAUAAUGCCUCUGAGGUAGCAAUUACUGCUCCAGGAACUGGUCACCAUAGAAACAGCUCUACAGGCCCAACACCUGACUGCUCACCUCCAUCCCCUGACACUGCCCUAAAAAAUAUUGUGAAAGUUAUCCGACCCCAGCCCAAACAACGGACAUCUAUUGUGUCUUCUCUGGAUUUCCAACGAAUGAAUCAUAACCAAGAAUACUUUGAAAUCAGCACAUCUAUGGGGUGUACCGGCUUUACAUCUAGCCCUCCAGUUAGCCCACCCACCUCUUCUGUGGGAACCACAGAAGUCAAGAACGAGGGAGCUGAACACACAGAUGACCUCUCUCAAAAGGAAGACAAUGAUCCCCCAAAAGAAUAUGAUGCUGGGCAGUUUGCAGGCCUUCUCCAUGGAUCCUCUCCAGCGUGUGAGUCCCCUGAAAAUCCCUUUCAUCUGUAUGGGAAAAGAAGUCAAUGUGAAGAUGGACAAGACGAAGCCAGUUUGGCAAACAGUCCUUUGCCUUUCAAACAGACUCCAAUAGAAAGUAACUCAGAGCCUUUGGUAAAGAAAGUUAAACCCAAAGUGGUCAGUAGAACAAUCUUCCACAAAAGAAGCCACCAACUGGAGAACCAUACCAUUGUUGGAACAAGAACGUCUAGAAGCGGAUCCCACACUGGUGACCAGUGGGGUGUGAAUACAGGGGGCUUUGUGGAGAGAGCGUGUACUCUGGGGAGAAUAAGGUCAUUGCCUAAAGCCCUGAUCGACAUGCACUUAUCCAAAAAUGUCUCUAAGUCUGAUUCUGAUCUUAUUGCCUACCCUUCAAAGGACAAAGCAAGAGUUAAUUGGAGCGAGUCAUCUACAGCUGAACGCAGUUCUAAAGACAAUUCCGAAAGGACACCUUCCUUCACGUCUGAAUGGGAAGAAAUUGACAAAAUAAUGAAUUCUAUUGAUGUUGGAAUCAACAGUGAACUUGAAGAGAUGAAUGGACCCAGAUGCCCUGUCCAAACAGUGGGACAAUGGUUGGAAAGCAUUGGGCUACCUCAGUACGAGAACCACCUGAUGGCUAAUGGAUUUGACAAUGUACAGUUUAUGGGAAGCAAUGUUAUGGAGGAUCAGGACUUGUUGGAAAUUGGAAUCCUUAAUUCUGGACACAGACAGAGAAUUCUACAGGCAAUCCAGCUCCUUCCAAAGAUGAGACCCAUUGGUCAUGAUGGCUACCAUCCCACCUCUGUAGCUGAGUGGCUGGAUUCCAUUGAGCUGGGUGACUACACCAAAGCCUUUCUCAUUAAUGGCUAUACGUCGAUGGACCUGCUGAAGAAACUCUGGGAGGGUGAACUUAUCAAUGUUUUAAAAAUCAGUUUGAUUGGCCACAGGAAACGCAUUUUGGCAUCUCUGGGAGACAGGCUGCACGAGGACCCUCCACAGAAGCCCCCUCGGUCCAUCACCCUCAGGGAACCCAGUGGUAAUCACACUCCUCCUCAGUUGUCUCCAUCACUUAGCCAAAGCACUUACACCACUGGUGGCUCCCUAGACGUCCCUCACAUUAUCAUGCAGGGCGAUGCAAGGAGGAGAAGACAUGAGAACUACUUUGAUGAUAUUCCCCGAUCCAAGCUGGAGAGGCAGAUGGCUCAGCAGUCGUCUGUCUGUGAAAUAUGGACGAAUCAGAACGCUGGAUUUCCUUUCUCAGCGAUCCAUCAGGUUCAUAAUACAGGGGACUGGGGAGAACCUUCCAUCACCUUGCGACCUCCAAACGAAGCCACAGCCUCAACUCCAGUACAGUACUGGCAGCAUCAUCCAGAAAAGCUCAUCUUCCAGUCCUGUGACUACAAAGCUUUUUAUUUAGGUUCUAUGCUGAUCAAAGAGCUUAGAGGGACAGAGUCGACACAAGAUGCCUGUGCAAAGAUGCGGGCUAACUGUCAGAAGUCUACAGAGCAAAUGAAGAAGGUCCCCACUAUUAUUCUCUCAGUCUCGUAUAAAGGAGUCAAAUUUAUUGAUGCAACAAAUAAGAACAUCAUCGCCGAACAUGAGAUUCGUAAUAUCUCCUGCGCUGCCCAGGACCCAGAAGACCUCUCAACAUUUGCUUAUAUCACAAAAGAUUUGAAGUCCAACCACCACUACUGUCACGUGUUUACUGCCUUCGAUGUGAAUUUAGCCUAUGAAAUCAUCCUAACACUGGGACAGGCAUUCGAGGUCGCCUAUCAGCUAGCUCUACAAGCCAGAAAAGGGGGGCAUUCCUCCACGCUUCCAGAAAGCUUUGAAAACAAGCCCUCCAAACCCAUCCCCAAGCCCCGUGUUAGCAUUCGCAAGUCAGUGCAGAUCGACCCUUCUGAGCAAAAGACUCUGGCCAAUCUGCCGUGGAUUGUGGAGCCGGGGCAAGAAGCCAAGAGGGGCAUUAAUACCAAGUAUGAAACCACGAUUUUCUGAUACUGCCCGCCGCCCCGAGUCCUUCGCGGUGCCUAGCUCGCCAAGCAGUCCCCGCAGCAGGCUUUCCUUCGCGCCUCCUCCGUGUCCACCCGCCCCGGGAGGAAGACUGCUCAGCUCGCGUGGCCUCGUCACGGGCGGAAGGGAGCUUUCUGCCAGCGAGACUUUGCCGCCCCUAGAGGCGCGGGGGGCGGCUGCGCGGGGCGCCCCAACUCCGCCGCCACCGCCUCCCUCCGAGGUACUGCUCAACUGCCCCGUUCUUGCUUUGCUUUAGUUGGGGAGAAAUACCUUUUUAAAAAGAAAGUGAAGGGGGGGGUCCUCCAGUACGGCCCCCAAGUCUAAAGCAUCUUGGGUUUCAGUGUUUCCACCGUCAGCCGGUUUGGAAGGGAAAGUCAGAACAGUCCUAGCCGCCCCCACCCCACCCACCCCGACCCCAAAAGCACCUGUAAAAUCAUCGUGAUCACUGAGUACAGUUUCAUGCAAAGAGACAAAGCAACCCUCACGAUUGCCAGGAAAUUCUGUCUCCCGAUUUCUAUAUUUGUGGAUUUUAUAUGUAAUCAACUAUGUCAGAUAAAGGAAACCUUUAUUGAAUGAUUCAAAAAAUUUAAAAGUGAUUUAAAACAGAGGAAUUUAUUAUGCACAGAAACAAAUGUGUCUUGUAUUAAAUAUUUUUAUUAAAAGGAUGUUUCAUUAAUGCAUUCAUAAGAACACUGUUUGUUGUGCGGGAUGUUUCUGGUUUCAAGUGAUUCCAUCUCCACUGUUAUAGCCCGAGGACUGGCCCAGUUGCGGCGAAACUCUGAGGUGUCCCUGGAGCAGGACAUCGGGCUUGCGUUAGGGGUGACCCCCAGGGCUGACGCAGCCAUAGCCCGCACAAGUGGUUUUUAGGGAUUUUGGGGGGUUUUGUUUUGUUUUGUUUUGUUUUAACCUUCGAAGUGUUUUAAAGAACAUGUUUAACAAAAAAAAUAUAUAAUCUAGGGCUUCUGCUGUCAAGAUUUCUGUCAUGGAAACCUUGUUUGAGAAUGGUGUUAAUAAAAUUCUAUUGCAAAAUUUUUUUCUAGAAAAAAAUAAAUAACACAAAAAAAGAAGAAAUUCCAAAGUAAUAAAGACUUUUCUUGAAACAGAAUAAAAAAAUGUUUGCUUACUAUUUGAUUAAAUAAAUUUACUUACGUUUCUUUAAGGUAUUUUAAUUUUUUAAUGUCUCUGUGGAGUAUUUGUAUGAUACCAUAAUGUAUAUUUCUGUAGAAUCAAAUUAUAUAAACAGUACCAAUAUCAUUAUAGAAAAAUAACAUUUUAAUGUAUAUUGUUCUAAACCAAUCAUAUUGUGAAUCAUUUUGAAGUUCAUUAUAGCGAUAUUGAUAAAUUGUGAACUUGUCUUAAUGUUUUUUUAUUAACCAAUAUUAUUUUAAACCUGAAAUUAUCAUAUUCAUCAGUUGGUGAGUUUUGAAGAAAAACUAAAUUUCAUUUCAACUGACAAAUGUAUAUGGUUUUAGUUCAGUGUUGAAGAAUUUUAAUACAAUAUUAAAUUACUUGAACUGAAUAGUUCCUUGUAUAUAUUUUGCCUAUUCACUGUUGAUAUGUAUGUAGUAAACUGAGAGGAAAAUAUAACACUAAAGUAUGGUCCCAACAGGAACUUGUAUAGGAGCACAGCAGCCAGUGGCUUUGCCGAGACACACGCAUAUGUGUAAAUAAGCUUGGGCUUCCAGUUAUAAAUUUUGUAAUUUUUGUCAUUAUUUAUAUCCUAUUAAAAAAAAAGCACACAAAAUAAAACACAAGUUGUACAGUGACUGGUGCUUGGCAUCAUUCUGUGAGCACCUCCCUACAGCAUCCACAGAUAAAGAGAUUUUUUUUUUCCCCAAUUGGCAACAUCACUGAGAAAAACUUGCUCAUUUCUAAGUUCGCACAGUCUGAAAAGGAAAUGCUAUCUUCUGGAGCUUGAAUUUCAGCCAUAAGCCACCAUUUAAAGUGGUGUAUAAGGAGGGGUUGGUAAGACAGACAUUUCUAAAACAGGGGACCCCCCCAACGAGUGGACUGCUUACAUAGCACAACAUAUAAGCUUGCUUGGGAAAGCAUCCACUAUAUAUCCUAUACACCCAUAAGGCCUUUCUUUUUUUCCCUAAAACGUGUGUGCCUGCUGUAAAGUGGGUGAUGGGCCAAUCAGAGCCACACUGAUCCUGUGUUCAGUGACCACCAUGCUGCAUGUCCCUAGACCUUCAGAUCACCCACUCACUGCCCAAUCCAUGACUGCUACCCUUGGAAACCCAAAGCAGUCUUAGGGUGUUCUCUGCCUGUCAUACAGAGGCCUGAAGCUUUGAACCCUGAGCUAAACCAGGGAAAGCCUGGCUGAACUGGACCCUGGGACACUUCUCUCCUGCAGGAGGCUGCAGGCUGGGGGUUCCCACUGGCGCACCCACUGGGCUAGUUUAUUCCUUUAUUACUUUUUAUUAGUUUUUAUUAAUUUUCUCCAGUCCUCUUAUGUAUCAUCUCUGUUCAUCACAUGCAUAUUUUUAUCCACAUGGCACACUCCAAUUGGGAGAAAUUAAAAGAUAAAUACUUGCCUAGUGGUGGAUGGGACAGUCUCCUUAUGCUGGUACCACUUUAGGGGGCAAUAAGGACUGAGAAGGCUAUGUGGCAGGGUUAGCCCUUCCCAGUUGGGGACACACGGUUGUAGUGACCCUCAGAGAGGAAGGCAGAGGUGACCCUGAUCUUCCUCUCCACUCUUCACCCUCCACCUUCAUAACAAACCUACUGAAGGUCAGGGUACAAGAGCAGCCCAUGGCCAGAGCAGGGCAGGGAACAUGCCCAGAGUAGAAAAGCCAGCUCAGGCAUGGGAGAUGGGAUUUGUAGAUGAAAUUUUUUUUUAAAGGAAAACCUGAUGUUUGAUAAAUUCAGUAACCAGAAGGUAAAAGUGGCAGCCCUUAAAUGCUAACAUCAAUCAAAAGAGAACUUAGGUGUCCCCUUUACAGAAGGACUUGAAGUCAAUUGAUCCAUUUAAUUUUUUCUUAUUAAAUGGUGUUCUGUAAUAAAUCUGAAUGGAUGAACUAUAUGAAAAUUAUGCUCAGCCUGUUAAUAAGUCGUGAAAGUGGUUUUUCUCAAGUUGGACUGCUGGGGCAUGUCGCCAGCCUCUCUGAUGUUCGGAUAAUAUGGAAAAGAAGUUUAAGCUUAAAGGGCGUGUGGCCACACUCUCAAAAAUCAGUUAAAAUUUGCACUUGGACUCCAAGUAAUGUUACUUCCAUUUCUAAGAAGAAUUGAAAAUUUGAGGAGUCGUCUAGCUUCCAGUGAGCUAGGAUGUAAUGUCUGUGUUCAGAAAUAUAUAUGGAAUAAAACCUCUUUACUGACAUUA